Bipolaris zeicola 26-R-13 is the source of this 1563-nucleotide messenger RNA. RefSeq lists its product as uncharacterized. Gene Ontology annotation, molecular function: RNA binding. Gene Ontology annotation, biological process: mRNA cis splicing, via spliceosome; regulation of alternative mRNA splicing, via spliceosome. The record is from RefSeq and is a predicted model, not a curated record. NCBI's taxonomy places the organism in Eukaryota, Fungi, Ascomycota, Dothideomycetes, Pleosporales, Pleosporaceae. Gene Ontology annotation, cellular component: catalytic step 2 spliceosome; U2 snRNP; U2-type prespliceosome. Bases 1 to 1563 code for a protein of 520 amino acids. The transcript is spliced from 2 exons.
AUGGCCAACCCCAACGGUGAUGCCGCUCCAGCCGGCGUCAUCGAGCUCGACGUGAAGCCCCCCUCGAACAUGGUCAUUCCCCCGCCCGGCGUACGCGAGGCCGUGGCAAAGACUGCUGAUUUCAUUUCCCGUCGAGGCGAACAACACCUUGUAGGAAUGAAGCAGCGUCUCACCGCCGACCCCUCCACGAAGACCAAUUUUGGCUUCGUCUUGGAAGACGAUCCGUACAACGCAUAUUUCUUGUGGUAUUUGCAGCAACUGAGGGAGGGUCAUGGGCGCUCCUCGGACAAAAACUCCAAGCAAGCCGUGGAUAACAAGCCCAAGGGCCCCCCCGAACCGCCCAAGUUCCGCUUUUCGGCCCGCAUGCCUAACAUCAACGCCAAAGAUCUGGAAGUGCUAAAACUUACUGCUCUGUACACGGCGCGCGUUGGUGAGAAUUGGCUAAAGGAUCUGCGCAACCGUGAGUUGGGCAACUAUCAGUUUGACUUUCUCAGAGCCAAUCACAGCUAUUUCCAGUUUUUCCGAUCGCUCGUCGAACAAUACAAGAUCCUGCUUGAAGAAGAGGCGACGGUCGAGGCACGUAUCCAGGAACUUCAGCACAACAUCAAAAACCGGUUUCACGUGUUGGACCGCGCAAAGGGUCGCGCUGAGUAUGUCAAAUAUGUGAAUGCGCAAAAGGAGAAAGAAGAGAAGAAGGUAGAAGCCGAGAAGCAGGAGUAUGCGACCAUUGACUGGCAUGACUUCAGCGUCAUUGCGACAGUCAUUUUUGAUGAGGCUGAUGAUGCUGCGGAUCUCCCUCCACCUGCUCAGCUGAAUGAUCUACAGUCCCAGUCUCUUGAACAAAAGGCCGCCGUUUCAUUAUCUACACGUCGUCUGGAGGAGGCCAUGCCCGACGAUGUCACAUACUAUAAUGUCACUCAGCAGCAGGUACCACCGUCUCCAAUGCAACCAAAUUACGCCCCAACUGCACCACCCGUGCAUUCGCCGUACGGUGCAUCGCCAUAUGCGCCUCCUCCUAUGCCCGAUUACCGAACACCAGCGCAGAUAUCACGCGAAGAGGAGCAGGCACGAUUGGCCAAGGAACGCCAGGCAGAAAGCGAGCAGCGCGCACGCGCACAGGCUGCUGCCAGAGGAGCGCCUGGUCGCAUCGUCACAGACUACGUCCCCCGCGUUGCCACAAAGAAGGCAAACGUACCAAUGGCCGUGUGCCCUAACUGCAAGCAGCAAAUUCCUUCCAACGAGAUGGAUGAGCAUAUUCGAAUUGAAUUGCUCGAUCCGCGCUGGAAAGAACAACGUGAUAAAGCUGAAGCUCGAUACUCGACGACGAUCAACACCGCCGACGUUGCAAACAAUCUCAAGCGUUUCGCUAGUCAGCGUGAAGACAUAUACGACGGUGCCACUGGCCAAUCAAUAUCCGCCGAAGAAGAGGCUCGGAGGAAGAAGGCUGCAAUGUCAUAUGAUGGACAGCCAGAUCCUGCAAAGGAUGCUGCCCGCUUAUCGCAGAUGCAGAGCAUGAACGUCCAAGAGCAGCUUCGAAGGAUACAGGAAAAGCAUCGCCAGUAG